GUUAAUUUAGAGAGACCCUGUUCCAUAUCCAAAACCCUCCUCGCGGAGAAUCCUUGCCAAUUUAGUAUUUAUCCCAUAUUCCUCCGAUUAACUGGUAUCUGCAUAAUUUUGCUAUGAACGAGGAAAUGUGUGCAGAUGGGUUUUCAAAGACCCGGUCUGCCUUGGUAGAUGUUACAAAUUUUGUUGGGAAGAGAGGGUAUUCGUUGAUUUCCAAAUCAGGCGUUAACACUGAGGGUGAUGAAGCUUUACGAUUUGGAAAGAAAGAACGUCUUACAAAAGAGAACUAUAAAAAAGAAAACUUCCACAAAGAGAUUGUGGAUUCUGUUUUGAAGCCUCAUUUAUGUAGCCACAUUGAUUCGUUAAACGGGAAUGCCAUAGAUCGUAAAGCCAAGGUACCAUGUGAAACCAAGGAACCAUAUCCACCAGGUGUUCGACAUAAUGCCGACUCUGAUACUACUCCUAGAUCUAGUAACGAUGCGAGAUUAUCUACCCGAUCAUCGCCCAUUUCAUUACCCACAAGGCUAUUCGAUAGAGUAGAAACAGAAAACGAUGAAAGAAUCGACUCCGAUGAAAAUAAUUUAAAGGAACGAGUUGAAGCCAGCAUAAGCACCAACAAUGGCGAUGAUCUUACUCCUGACAAUUCUGAUUUCAACAAAGGAGAUUAUCUAGACUUUUCAAGAAUACUGGAGUCCCAGGAAUCUAGGUCAUCUUGUUUAGAAAGAUGCAUAGAACAAAAGGGUGCUAUGAACUCCAUCAAAGCUUGUUCAUGUUCUUUUUGCAUGAAAGCUGCUUACAUGUGGUCAGAUCUCCACUACCAGGAUACCAAAGGCAGAAUCGCUGCUAUAAAAAAGAGCCAGAAAGAAGCUAGCAUUUUGGUUGAGAGAUAUAGCAGAAAUAAUGAAAUUGGAAAAUAUGGGCAACAAAGUAAAUUCUCAAAAUUGGAGCAUGAUCUUACAUAUAAGUGGAGGUCUUUUUUUCUUCAUAUGGAAGACAUUUUUGCCCUUGAGAGCAAUCAACUUGAAUCGAGCUUAUUGAAACUCAGAGUUUUGAGAGAGGAUUGCAAAAGUGAUCUAAAUCCAACGGAUGAAAUGAAUUUAAAGAAAAAAUAGGUCUCGGUCUUGUCUGUUCGUAUUAUCGUAAAAAUAUUAAUUUCGGUGUUUCCAGUAAAUAUAUAAUUCUUUUUUAUUUGUAGCAUGGUAAAAAUAUAAAUUUUGGUAUGUAAUUUUUUUGGUAGGAUGCACAAUGGUUGAAGUUUCUAG
This is a messenger RNA of Lactuca saligna, 1259 nucleotides long. Lineage: Eukaryota; Viridiplantae; Streptophyta; Magnoliopsida; Asterales; Asteraceae. The record is from the annotation of a GenBank genome assembly.